GCCCCUCUGCCCGGCAGGUGGGGGUACCUUGCUGCACCCAGGCAGCCUGACCUGAGGCCAUGGUGAUCCAACAGGUGGGCAGCAGGGGGCGAGUGGCAGCCGAGAGUCUUGAAAGGAGAAGGGGCAGUCGCUGUGAAGACAAGAAACAGACGCUGUUGGCGUUGCUGAUCUUGGUCCUGUACGUGGGCACAGGAAUAUCAGGAAGAAGUUGGGAGGUGUCAGAAAGGAUCAGAGAAUGUAACUAUCCCCAGAAUCCUGUGGCUUCCCAGGGAUUUGAAUACCAGACCGAUGAACCCGCAGAAGAGCCAAUAAAGGUCAUCAGGACCUGGCUGAAGGAACACUUGCACGUUUUCUUGGAGAAGCUAGAAAAAGAGGUGCAGGAGUUGGAGCAGCUAGUACAGGACCUGGAGGGGUGGUUAGAUGCCCUUCUGGGAGAGGGGCACCCGGAGGAUCCCUGCUCCAGCUUCAAGAACGGUUUGUGAGGGCCCGGGGCUGGACCCUGGGGAGGACGCCAAGUGAAAAGCAGGGGAAGGCUUGCCAGCUGACAAGAGCUGAGCUGUGACACUUGAAUUUCAAAGCAGGCAAGACAAUAAAAUACCUGAGACCCUGAGAACUUUGCUGGCACCACGGCUGGUUCACGAACGAAUGCCAUCAGGCAGGGCCUGCUGAGAUAUCCUCCAGGGCACCAGGACUCCGGGGUGCCAGAACGAAGCCAGCCUCCAGGGCAGAACCCUUGCCCACUUCCCCGAGAUCCGGCACAAAUUCCCUAACCUCUCUGAGACGCAAGUGCCUCAUGAGGAAAAAUCAGGGUCACAAAUUUGCCUCCCAGCAUUAUGAGGGUGUAUAUGUAGAGUGCCUGAUAGAUAGGUCUUCCUUUCUUUCACUCCUUUUCCUUCCUCCCCGGAACUUAGUAAGACGAGUCUGGUUCUGGAGUACAUAGAUGUUAAUGUGGCAGCUCAACCCUCUGGCCCUGCUUCCAGCAGCAUCAAUUGCCAAAA
Messenger RNA from Prionailurus viverrinus (fishing cat), 998 nucleotides. It is a transcript of the gene SMIM23, whose product is annotated as small integral membrane protein 23. Lineage: Eukaryota; Metazoa; Chordata; Mammalia; Carnivora; Felidae. Bases 60 to 482 code for a protein of 140 amino acids. The record is from RefSeq and is a predicted model, not a curated record. The transcript has 4 exons.